AUGGCAAAUAGAUCUCCUCCUUCUCCACCCCACAAUCUUGAUACGUCCAAUGUUUUGAGAAUGAUGGAGUCAGUGUUGGAAGCAAUGCAGCAACAAAAUACUGCAUUAGUUCAUCAACAUAUUGUAGCUUUGCAACAGUUGGAUGCUGUUAGGGUGUCAGUUGAGACAUCCCAGAGGAAAUAUUUGGAUUUAAUGUUAAGUGGUCGGGCUACAGCGGGUUCUUCUUCCUCCAAUCAUCCUCAAGAGUGGAGUUUGGAAAGUUUUCUUCAACAUCAUCCGGCCAAGUUUGAUGACAAGUGCAGUCCGGAUGAAGUUGACAAUUGGUUUCGAGAUAUGGAACGAAUUUACAAUGCCAAUAGGUGCUCGGAUGACAACAGGUUGGCCUAUUCCGAGUAUUUGCUGACCGAAGAAGCCAGUCAUUGGUGGACUACCAUGAGGGUGCUACUAGAAAGUAGUGUUACUCCCAUCUCAUGGGAAGUUUUCAAGAAGUUUUAUACCGAAUACUUUCCAGACAGUGUUCGGUUUGCUAAGGAAGUGGAAUUCCUACAGUUGGUUCAGGGAACCAUGUCGGUGUUUGAGUAUGCCGACCGAAAGUUUGAAAACGGACUGAGGGGCAAUAUCAAGUUGGUAGUUGCCGGUUUAUGCAUCAAGGAGUUUCCCGUUUUUGUAGAAAGAGCAAAAAUCUUGGAGAAGACUAAGAUAGAGGUUGAAGGAACGCAAAAGCAACAACCAAGAGUGGGAGGGUCUAUUUCCGCCAAGAGUGGUCUCAGUCCAAGUAGGACUCCCUAUGCUCGAUUUCCUUCUACAGGUUCUCGAGGUCAGUCUUCACAGUCCACGGUGUCGUUCGGUCAGUCAAGUUCUGGGGCAGUGAGGUGUUUUAUCUAUGGAGGUCCUCACUAUCAAGUUAUGUGUCCUCAAGGGGCUGGUUUCAGAAUGUGCAACAGGUGCCAAAGAGAACGGCACUUUGAGAGGGAUUGUCCGUUGGGAAGAAGGGCUAGUGGACAGCCACAUCAAGCGGGCAGGUUCCAAUCAAGAGGUGGUGGUGUUGGUGGAAGGGCGCAGGCUACCGGACGAGUCUACGCACUAUCAGGUACCAAGGCAGCAAAUUUAGCAGCUGGUGAGGUUAAGACGGCUACUUAUUGUGCAAAAUUUCCAAUAGUGGUUGAGGGUCGUCGGUUCAAAGUGAACCUAAUCUGCUUAGCUCUCCAAGGUUUAGAAGUAAUUUUAGGAAUGAAUUGGUUAGCUGUCAAUCACAUUCUUAUAGACUAUGGUGAGAAGAAGUUGGUGUUUCCAGAAGAAGAGCAGGAAGAGUCGUUGUAG
Messenger RNA from Vigna umbellata (rice bean), 1320 nucleotides. RefSeq lists its product as uncharacterized. NCBI's taxonomy places the organism in Eukaryota, Viridiplantae, Streptophyta, Magnoliopsida, Fabales, Fabaceae. The record is from RefSeq and is a predicted model, not a curated record.